Messenger RNA from Paramecium primaurelia, 3444 nucleotides. Lineage: Eukaryota; Ciliophora; Oligohymenophorea; Peniculida; Parameciidae. The record is from the annotation of a GenBank genome assembly.
AUGUAGAUGGUUGUAUUAAAAUGGAAAAAGUAUGAAGAAAUUAUUACUGAAAUAUCUUAAGUAUUAUUGACAGUGCCAAUGGGAAUUAUUUUGAAUGAUGUUUGUAGUACCUUAAUAGUAACUCUAUAACUAAUAUAAAUGAAACCAUCAAAAUUUCUAUUAUUAAAACUAUCCUAUGUUGUUAUUUUAGGAAUGAUUAUACAUGGAUAAGUAUUUUAAAUUGUACUAAUUUGUUUAUCCUUCCUUACUAUAGCUGUUGAUAUCAAAUUAGAGUAACCUAAAUUUUAAUAUUCACCUACCUAACUCUCAAAUAAAAAACUAAGAGAGGAGAAUGAACUGGAUAAAACUGAUAAAUCAGAUAAAAUACAUCUUCAAUCAAUAGCUUAUAGUGACAAUUAAGCUGGACAUAGAACAAGUGCUAAAUGUAAAUAAUAUCUAUUUAUUAUUAGAUCAAUUUCUAUAAAUCUUAGAUGAAUUUCCUGAUGGAGUCGCUCUAAUAAUAUUUGAUGAAAAUAGAUUACCUCAAGUUGAUUUCUGUAAUUAAACAAUGAUGAAUUUAUUACACACAACUCAAUAAGAUUUAUUGAGUUCUUUAAUGUCACUUAAGAAUUUACAUAUCAUGAAAAAAAACCAAUAAACGUAAGAUCUUGCUACUUCAAUAUCUACAUAUAAAAGUAUGUAUUCCCCUGAAAAGAAUAAAAUUGGAAUAGUUAGAUCUAUCUAUAGAGCCUCAACAACAGUUUAGAAUCCUAAGAAUGAGUAAUUCAUAAAUACAAAAUUAAGAUUUUCCAAAAAUGUAAACUUAUCAAUAAAAAUAGCCUUUCAAAAUGGCCCUAGAAUAGGCUAUUCUAUAAAUCCAUUCAUAAGAAGUUUAAUCACUAUUAACAAAAACACAGAUUGGUUUUGAUUUACAUACAAUAUUGAAUGGAUAUACAACAUCAUAAUCAAAAAAAGAUGUCUGUAUUGAAAUUAAACUAUUUUUAUCAUAUCUUAAUGAUUAACCAUAAUUACUUAUAUUAACAAGAGAUGUCUCAUAUAAAGAUUAUAUCAAAUCAAUUAAUUAACAUAGUAAAGCAAAAUCUAAUUCUUUAAAUUUUGUUUCUCAUGAAAUUAGAACUCCUAUUAAAUGUAUUAUUUAAUUGUUAGAAGAAAUUGAAUUAAAAAAUGAUACAAUUAAGAAUGUUUUAUGGAAUUGUUAUUAUUUAUUAAAUUUCAGUCAUGAUUUACUUGAUCUAGCAUAAAUCAAAGUUGGUAAAUUUAAAUUACAUAAAAUUAAAUUUAAUUUAGAAUAAUUAAUAUUAUAAUUAUUUGAUUUAUUUAGAGUAGAAGCUAAAAGAAAUUAAAUUGCUUUGAAAUUAGAAUAUGAUUAAGAUGCUCCAAAAUAAAUAUGUAAUGAUGAUGUAAGAAUUAAAUAGGUAUUAAUUAAUUUAAUUGGAAAUGCAUUCAAAUUUACUAUUGAAGGUAGUAUAACAGUAAGUGUUAUAGAUUAAAAAGAUGGAACUUUAGAAAUUAAAAUAUCUGAUACUGGUUUUGGUAUAAGAGAAGAGGAUAAGAAAAAAUUAAUUAAAGCAUUUGGUAGAUUAGAUGAUGAUGAAACUAAAUAAUUUAAUCGAUCUGGUGUUGGAUUAGGAUUAUUAAUAAGUAAUAUGAUAUGUAAAUCUCUUUCAACUAAAGAAUCUGGUAUCAAAAUUGAGUCAGAAUUAUAUAAAGGCAGUUCUUUUUCAUUUGAAAUAGAUCAUGAAACUGUUUAUGAUACUGUCAUUAUUUGUGAUAAUGAGAGCAAUAAUGAAGAAGAAGAUUAAGUGGAUAUUGAAGCCUAACCUAGAGUCCAACGUAUUUAUUCUAAUUAAGCCUUUCGAUAGAGAGAAUUAUUAAUUAUUGAUGAUAAUCAAUUUAACAUUGAUAUAUUGAUUAAAUUAUUUAAUUCAAAAGGUAUUAAUAGAAUUGAUUAUGCAAUUAAUUGUUAACAUGCAUUGAAAAUUAUAGAUGAAAGAAUUAGAAAUCAUAUAUUUUAUAGAGUUAUUCUUUUAGAUAUUGAAAUGCCAAUUAUUGAUGGAUUUGGUACUGCAAAAAUGAUUAAAUAAUAUGUUAAUGAUACCAUAACUACUAUGCCUGUACUUAUUGCAGUAAGUGGACAUGGAUUACAUAUGAAACAAUAAGCAUUAAACAAUGGAUUUGUAGAUUAUUAUGAAAAACCAUUAAAAGUAGCAGAUAUAGAGGAAAUUAUUACUCGUUAUCUACAAUGAUUUUAUUUUUAUAAAAAUACUAAUUUAAAUUAAAAUUAUCGUUAGAUGUUUGUUUGUUGCGGAAAAAAGAAAAAGGAUCGGAAACAUGCUUCAUUAGGAAAUCUUCAUUAGUUAAAUUUAAUUUGUUAAGAUGGACUAUACUUUGAUAAGAAUCUUAAAAUAAUUACAGAAUUCAAUAAAACAAAUGUAUUCAUAAUUUAUUUAAUUGAAUCUUAGUUUUCAGAUACUUUAAAAGGAAAUUGUAAAUAUUAUUGUCCAAUCUGUUUUAAAUAUUAUGACUGUAAAAUCUUACCUUAUUCUAGGUAUGCUUCAUACAACUUGUUGUUCUAAUUAUGUCUGUCAUGUUUGUGCAGUAUAAUCUCUUGCCAAUAAAAUGUAUAAUUGUCAUUAUUGUCGAAAUGAACACUGCAAAUAUGUCGAUGUUGAUCCUGCACAUUAGUUAAAAAUAUACAUAGAUUCACAUACUAAAUUAUGAAAUUUAUAUUAAUUAAUAUAUACAAAUGUAAAAAGUAGAUUACAUCUUUAAGAUUGUACUAAUAGGACCCUAGAAUGUUGGCAAAUCUUCCCUUAUGGCCAGAUUCAUAGAUUAAGUUUUUAAUGAUAGUUACCUUUCCACAGUUGGAGUUGACUUCAGAAUCAAAACCUUAUCCAUACAUGAUAAAACGUAACUAAAUACACAUAUCUAUUAGUAUUAAAAUGUAGAUAUGGGACACAGCUGGAUAAGAGCGAUUUUAAGCUUUAACUUAAUCUCACUAUAAAGGGGCUCAUGGUUGUAUUGCCGUAUAUGAUGUUACAAAUGAAAGGUACUUAUUAGAUACUUAAUAUUUAAUAGAUCAUUCGAGGAUGCCAAAAAAUUUAUAAAAUUAGUGAUUGAAGAACAUGGAUUGAUUCCUGAAGCAUGCUAUUUAAUAGCAAAUAAAGUUGAUUUAGUCAGUAAAAGAGUGGUAUAUUAUUAAAGCAUUUAUUUUAGAUUCUUGGUAAAAAUGGAAAUGAAUUUGCAUAAGAUUUAGGUGUUAAUUAUUUAGAAACAUCUGCUAAAACUGGAGAUAAUGUCAAUUAAUUAUUUUUAGAUUUGGGCAAAAUUAUCUUAAAUUUGGUGGAUUAGAAAAGAACAAUUGCUCAGCCACCUGAAAAUGAUACUAGAUUAAGAACAUUAGAUGCAUAAAAAAUAGAAUAAGAAUAAGGUUGUAAGUGCUGA